AUCAUUCAAUCACAACGUUCGCUACGUACCACAUCGACGCAUCGGGAACUCAUAAAAAAAAAAACUUAGUUUUCCAUCGACUAACCGAACGAAAUGAGCACAACAUGACCACGCUGUGUCGGUACCGAUCGGAUCGUCGUGGGACAUUGACGAUGAAGAUCAUGAAACUUCAAUUAGUGAGCGCGGAAUGGACGAAACGGAUUUUUUAAUUGUGCGUGACAGUUUAUUGCGAACAUUUCGGUGCUGUGUUUCGAGGCUGGGGUGCUGCAAAUAUUUAAAAAAAAAAAAAAAAUUAGAUUUUUUUUUAUAAAACCUAGUCAAGAUGAUGUCCACAAAGCAACUAGCUUGUAUGCUUGCUCUCCACAUAAUUUACCUUUUGGUGGGCGCAAGUAUAUUUUAUCACAUAGAAAGUCCUUUAGAAGUGCAACAGAGGGCUGAAGAAAAACUGGAAAGACUCGAAAUUCAAAGUCUCCUUAACGAGUACUAUAUACCGGACGACCCGGAAAAACAAGAGACGAUCCUGCGGAAGCUAUCAGCCUACUGCGGCAAGUCUGUCCUCAACUCAACGACAGAAGAUACAGAGGCUCCAUACAAAUGGGACUUCUACCAUUCAUUCUUCUUCUCUUAUACGGUCGUCAGUACUAUUGGUUACGGUAACUUGUCCCCGACGACACAUUUAUCGCGUAUUCUUAUGAUAUUCUACGGUCUCUUUGGCAUACCCAUCAACGGUAUUCUACUUGCAAAUCUGGGUGAAUAUUUCGGGCUUCAGCUAAUAUCAGUAUACCGUAAAUAUAAGAAGAAAAAUGAAAAACGAGCCGAUAACUUGGACUUUUUCUUCAAUAACCUUGGCAUGCUCGGGCAGAUUUUUCUUUAUCUGGUCCCCGGAUUUCUGUUCUUCAUAUUCUUGCCAGCUUGUAUUUUCGUCGUGUUUGAAGGCUGGGAUUAUGUUGCGGCCAUAUAUUACGCCUUUGUCACUCUCACGACGAUUGGAUUUGGUGACUUGGUUGCAGGAACUGUCAACAAUGGUUUCAAGUGGGGUUACUUUUUUACCUACCAGAUAUUCCUGAUAGUCUGGAUCACAUUUGGACUUGGCUACAUCGUGAUGUUACUAGGUUUCAUUACUAGUGGCAUGAGAUCAGAACGCAUACAUAGAAUAGAACAGAAGUUUGCCUAUCAAUUUAAGGCCACGCAGAACAAGAUUCUACAAGGAUUCACCAAAGACAUUUCCGCUCUUAGGAAAAUCAUAAACGAAGCCAAUUUGAUCAAAAUUAAGCCAAUAUAUGUCGAUACAACACCACACAUUACGAGAAGUGCCAGCUGUCCAACGUUCACUUUUGACGUUGAACCAAGAGAUCCAAUCGUGAAACGAAAACGAGCAAAUUCUGAAAAUAUUCAACUUUCUGCCAAAGAUAUGCUACGAAUACAAUCAGACACUGAUUUACUAGGAAUAGACAAAGAAAAGACAUUCACAGCUUCUGCUCUCGUAAAACCAGCGGAACUCUUAGCUCGAGUAGUAAACGUACUCGGAGGCUUUGAAUCACCUCAGCAAAAGUCUGGUAUCAACUUGUUUGAUGAUGAUCAUAUUUUAGCGAAUGAAAAACCACCAUUAUUUAGCAUAGGCCAAGAUCUCAUUACUAACUCACCAAAGAGAGCUAGGGCGCUCAGCGUGGCUGUACCGAAUUACAGAAAAGAAUCUUUGGCCACGAAACUAGAUCAUGAUUUCACAUGGACUAGCGGAGAAUCAGGAGAUAAGCUUAGACGAGAAGCUAAUAUGAGAAGUGGGAAAUUAUCACUGCCCUCUAAAGUCCCUCAUUCAGAUUGCUCUCAACCGCAAAGUAUUAUCUCAAAAUUCUUCUUCAGAAAACAAAGUUCAACUGAUAAUCCGGCCGAAUAUAUCAAAAGCUCUAUGAGGGAUCGGGUUAACAGUGCACAAGGCAGCACUGAAAGCAUUAAAGACAAUGGAAAACCUAGGCGUGGAAGUAUAUUUCCUUCAUUUAUAUUCGGAUCGUCUGAAGGAAAAAACGAAGCUGAUGCAUACAAAGAAAAGACAAAACGAGGGCGCCAUAGUAUCUUUCCCACUUUUGAUUUCCAUCGUAGCGAAGAAGAUUCUGCAAGCGCUUACCUAGAAAAGACUAAGCGUGGUCGUCACAGCAUUUUUCCCACAUUUGACUUCUCGGAAGACGAAGACUUUGCUGCAAUGCGAGCUUACCAACAGAAACCUAAGCGGCACAGUAUAUUUCCUACUUUUGAUUUUAGUGAAGAUGAAAAUGCAUCUGCUGCUAAAGUCUAUAAAGAAAAAACGAAACAAGGAAGACGUAGUAUUUUCCCUACAUUCGAUUUUAGCGAUCCUGACGAUGAUAUGGCUGAGCGUUAUAAAGAAAAUACAAAGCGUGGUAGACGCAGCAUUUUCCCAUCAUUCAAUUUCAGUGGUCUUACAAAUAAUGAUGAGGAUGAUACAGUAGAUGAAGAUGAAGUGCAGAGAUAUCAAAACCGUACAAGGAAAGGUCGAUUAAGUCUGUUUCCUACUUUCGGCAAGUCCAAGAAGAACGACGACGAUAACUUGCCCGAAAGCUCUGACGAACUUGUAGAUUAUAAAAACAAGACCCGCCGCGGUCGCAGUAGUCUAUUUCCUUCUUUCGGAAAGGAUCGUAAAGACAGUGCACAAACAGAUGAUCCCAGUGAUCUCGAAACUAGUAUUCGACAAUAUCAAAAGCAAAGACUGGCACGGAAUAGUGCUUUCGAAGGGGACGAUUCCAGGAAUUCUACUCCAGAUAGAAGAAACAGUAUUUUCUCUAGUGAUAUAGAGAAUUAUAGAAGUAAAACAAGAGGCGGCCGUCCCAGUCUUUUUGACCCAGAUGUAAAUAUUUCAAACUUACCACAAUCAGAGCAAGUGGAAGUUUUAGAGCAUACUAGUGUUGCUGAUUUACUGAGAGCUCUCGCAGCAUUAGAGGCAGCUGGUCAAAAUCCUUACAGUUCUAAUACUGGUGAGCCAUCAGGAUUAUUAGAAAUGAUAUCUGAACCCUUGUCUGACACAUCUAGAAGACGAGGCUCCUUGAGACAUGAUCUUCAGUCACAAACACCUCCUGGUUGCGUAGAAGACUGUACUGGUCCACGCCGUCGUCGAAUAUCAGCUAGAGCGGCUGCUCCUCAGUUUACUCCAACGCUGGCAACUGUUGUUGCUGGUACGGAAUUACAGUUAAGUACCGCAACAGCUGCUAGAGAAAAUCGCAUGUCCUUGUUAACUCAGCCUCCACCCCCUUACUCUGAAACUCCUAGUGAAGAAGAGAACAAGCCUCGUCUUAGAAGAUAUUCUCCUGCUCCUGUACCUAGUGAUUCUGGAAGGUCUGCAGGUCCUGUACCGAGACUUUUUUCAAGGAUGCGCAAAGAAAGCGCUCCCAAUACGGAGGACGGAGACUCGAGAAGAGGUAGCCUAACCGAUAUAGUCAUUGAUAGUUUUAAAGAUAAAACGUGAUGCGAUUCCAUUAGUGAAAUUUAGUUUUAAGUAUUCUAUUUAUUUUUAAUAUAGUUAUAAUUAAAUAAAC
Messenger RNA from Bombyx mandarina (wild silkworm), 3542 nucleotides. RefSeq names its product open rectifier K[+] channel 1 (gene Ork1). Gene Ontology annotation, cellular component: plasma membrane. Gene Ontology annotation, biological process: stabilization of membrane potential; potassium ion transmembrane transport. The record is from RefSeq and is a predicted model, not a curated record. Lineage: Eukaryota; Metazoa; Arthropoda; Insecta; Lepidoptera; Bombycidae. Gene Ontology annotation, molecular function: outward rectifier potassium channel activity; potassium ion leak channel activity.